Messenger RNA from Mercurialis annua (annual mercury), 2606 nucleotides. RefSeq lists its product as uncharacterized. Gene Ontology annotation, molecular function: catalytic activity. The record is from RefSeq and is a predicted model, not a curated record. The transcript has 4 exons. Lineage: Eukaryota; Viridiplantae; Streptophyta; Magnoliopsida; Malpighiales; Euphorbiaceae. Gene Ontology annotation, cellular component: endoplasmic reticulum. Gene Ontology annotation, biological process: GPI anchor biosynthetic process. Bases 967 to 2451 code for a protein of 494 amino acids.
AUUUAAAAAUCUCUUUUAAUUUGAUUAUAAUUUGGUUUGUAAUUUUCUAUAUAUUUUUGUUAUCAUUUGGUUUGAUUAAUUUGUUUUGGAGAAAUUUGGUUUCAGUUAAUUUGGUUUGGUUUGUGACUGAACCGACCGAUACACAUCCCUAUCUUUCGGGUUUUUAUGGAUCUAAUUAUAAUUGAAACAUACUCAUGAGAGAGUGGUUCACUAUGAACCCGGUCUAGGCAAAAUUUUCAGGGAGAUGGAUUGCAAUAAGUUUUAACUUCACUGAUGGGGAAAGUGUGAGGGCUGUAAACACGAAAGACAUGUCACAAUCCCACACAGUUUCUCCAUUGAAUUUGGUGCAUUUAUAGCUGGCCCUUCCUCUCCCACUUUUAUGUUCUAGUACAAAAAUUCUCUUUAAGUAAUUACACAUUAACAUAAUGUUCCAAUGUCUGAUUAUUUCAUAGUCAACAUAAUUAUGCAUUAUUGCUUCAUCUUUACAUCCAUAGUCUGCAUUCUAUAAUAUUAAAUUCUUUGGAGUUUGCAUCAGAUCCAGACCUACCAAAGAAAUUUUAGUUCCAGUUGUAUUAAUACGCAAACCUUUUUUUAUUAUUCAAGUCAUUAUAGUCUUGGAGACUAGUGAAAAGGUCUGGUUGGAUGUAUACUUACACAUGGUAGGUUCCCAUUAGUUAAAAGCCAGAGUCAGAGUUGGAUUCGUUGGUUGUUUUUUUAUGUGAAAAUUGAGAAAGUAGUUUAAGAUUAUUGCUGGUUUGUCAACCUCUACCCCACUUCUUGGAGCAGUUGGAAAUCAUCUUUGUCUCUUUAACAACUUUAUCACUACCACAUUGUUUUUAUACACAUAAUGUCUUGUUUUUCCCUGCCAACUUUCCAUCUAUCUAGUUCUGAACCUACUGAUUAUUGACAUAAUAAAGCUUCUGGUUCGGAAUAUCCUGAUUCUGGCAUUCCAGUUAAUUAUCUCUCAUGUUAAGUAGAGUGACCAAGAAACUGUGGCAGUUCUGUUCAAGGAUAAAGUGCUUAAUAUGGAAACGUCCAAGGUCGAAAGUUAUCAUCAGAAGGUUCGGAAAAACCUCAAAAGAUCGAUGUAAAUGGAAACCCGGUAUCCAUAAAGCUUCCCUCCAUGGAAAUGCCAAAAUGGAUAAUUCUAGCUCAGAAAGGCCAAUUCGAAUUGCUACAUUCAAUGUUGCUAUGUUCUCUCUUGCACCCGCAGUUCCAAAGUCUGACGAAUCAGCUGUUUUCGGCAGCCAAGGUCAAGAGGAUUUCACGUUUUUCAAGAAUCCCAUAGAUAUGCAUACUCAAGCUAUUUCUGUGAAUCAUCAUCCCAAGAGUAUACUCAAGCAGUCUCCUUUCUGUGCUGCUGGCCUGACGAGUAGUAGCCCGGAGCAGCUCUCACCGCCACAAAAGGUCUUGAAACGUAAGGUUUCGAUUAAUCUUCCUGACAACGAGAUUUCAUUAGCGCACAACAAACUUCUUAGCUUUGUGGAAGAUGAAAAAAUGGGAUCCUCAAAUAUUAUUGCUAGCAGAAACUAUAGAAGCAGCGUCGUCUUGAGGUCACCUGUUUGUCUGCCUGCAAAAUUUCCGAGUCAUUUCACAGAUGAAGAGAGCUUGAAAAGCAGCAGAAGCAUUUUCGAAGUGCUUAAAGAAGUGGAUGCUGAUGUUUUAGCUCUUCAAGAUGUUAAAGCACAGGAAGAAAAUGGCAUGAGACCUCUUUCGGAUUUGGCUGCUUCGUUAGGGAUGAAAUACGUGUUCGCUGAGAGCUGGGCCCCAGACUAUGGAAAUGCCAUUUUAUCAAAAUGGCCGAUCAAGAGGUGGAGAGUUCAAAAGAUUGCCAAUGAUGAAGAUUUCAGGAACGUGCUAAAAGCUACAAUUUCUGUUCCUUGGGCAGGAGAAGUAGACUUUUACUGCACUCAACUUGAUCAUUUGAAUGAAAAUUGGAGAAUGAAACAAAUAAAUGCAAUAAUACAAUCAAGCAACUCCCCCCACAUAUUGGCCGGAGGUCUCAACUCGUUGACAGGAUCCGAUUACGCACCAGAGAGAUGGAUGGACAUUAUCAAGUACUAUGAAGACAUCGGAAAGCCGAGGCCGAAAAUCGAAGUAACCAACUUUCUAAAGGGAGAAGAGUACAUAGACGCAAAGGAUUUUGCAGGGGAAUGUGAGCCAGUAGUUAUUAUUGCCAAAGGCCAAAAUGUUCAAGGAACUUGCAAGUACGGCACAAGAGUGGAUUAUGUUUUAGCAUCUCAAGACUCACCUUUCAAAUUUGUUCCAGCAUCAUACUCUGUGAUUUCGUCAAAAGGUACUUCUGAUCAUCACAUAGUUAAAGUUGAGAUUAUAAAAGAAAGAGAGGCUAUUCAAGCGAAUGCCAUUGGACGAACCCAGAAAUCCAAGCAGAAAGUUGUCACGAUUACGAAUCCGUGGCCUUCUAAAGGCAUAUGGAAGUUAAAUUCCUGAAAAAUGCCAAAACGAAAAAUGUAGUUUCAAAAUAGGUUAUAACUAUAGAGUUUCAGUAGAUUUUCCGGAAAUGGAAAUGAAAUGAAACAUCAAAACAUAUGUUUCAAGAAGUUUCCAUGCAACAUAGUAAAUUAAAAUUAUUUUGAUUUUGAUCA